AGUCCAUUGUGCGUCAUUUUCCUCAAUAGAGUAAACAUCGGGAUCCGGCAAUUUCGUAAUCAUGAGAGCACCGAUAAGAAAGGGGAGCUGCUCUCCCCCCCGUUUAUUGUUUAUCGUUCUGCGUGUCAAAGUGCGAGCACGAAUCUCGUAAAUAACGCGCGUUGCGAGUGUCGGAGACGAUCGUCGAGUAUUUCGCGUUCGAACGUCAGUCGAAGUGUCACCUGUCAAAAGUGACGUUCGAACGUCAAAAGACAAUUGAUCGAGAUCAAUAAUUCUGAAAUAAUUUCACGUGAAUAAAUUCCUCGCGCGACGAAUAAUAAUUCCAGGAAGGACCUUAAACUCGAUUGUCAUGGUGCAUAAAUAUUUAUAGAUUUACUCCCUUUCAUCCCUUCGUUUCUUGCUCGAUCCUUAACCUUUUUUGCAUCCCACGUGUUUAAAGUUAAAAAAAAAACGUUUAGUUGACACAUCUCGAGAUUCGAUUCUGUGCAGAAAAAAUUGGAAUUAAAGAUUCGGGAAAAAUAAUAGAACAAAUGUUGAGGCGCAAAUGAAAUAUGAGGAAAAUUGUUCGUUUAAUUUUAAUGCGCAUGCGUCAUAACAAUGAUUUUCCCGCCAACAAACCUAUAACACGUGUUCGUUUGUUUUGAUUCCAGUCUUGUCAGAGAAUAAACAAGAGUAAAAACAAAAACACUACCCCUACUCCAUUCUUGAGAGUUAUUUAUUUAGUUUAAUUCGAGCCUAUUCGCUGUUGCCAAAUUUUGUGAAUCCUAGAAAUUUCUUAUAAAAUAGAAACUCGGCCUAAAAAACUUCAGACACAUCAGUUCGGUUUCAAUUCGGAAGGACAAAUUUUCCAGAAACCUUAAGUGCAUUUACUGGGAACUAUGAUAUCCUAAACAGGUUUAUUGCUGUUUCUUCAUUUAUUUAUCAACAUCUCAAAGACAUUCAAAAUGUCUUGGUCUAUUAUAAGAGAUGAUCGUAAGCGACAGGAGGAUGAAAUGACUGCUCUUUCCAGUAUAUUCGACGAAAACGAAUUCUCCUGCACGAGGAGCAAGCAGAUAAGAUGUAUAUUUAACAUAUUUCCCAAACUUCAUAAAAAGUUAGAAGUGAACUUUACCAAUCGCUGCUCCAACAAUGGAUUUCCCAAUACAAUUGAGAAAAUUUCUAUCGAGCACCUGCCACCAAUCAGAUUGCACACUAAACAUCCAGCUACAUAUCCAUCUCAAAAGCCACCAAAUUUCUGCUUGUCCAUCACCUGGUUGACUCCCUGGGAGAUAUCCUUCAUCUGUCAGAAGUUGGACGAGAUGUGGGAGAAGAAUCAGGGGAGCGAGAUACUGUUCCUGUGGCUGGACUUCUUGCAAAAUAAUCUCUUUAAUUUUCUUGGCAUACACAAUUCCCUAGACGCUUCCUUCAUGCACCUAAUUCGCACAGGACCAGGUGACUGUAUCACAUUCAACCUAACACGCUUAUCUGAUCCCAGAGCCAUAAAUAGCGCUUUGUGUUUAGAUCUCAAACAAUUAUUAAUGUCCUACGACAGAGAGCAGCAUAUGAAGCAAUUCGACAAUAACUUUUACACUUGUCACAUAUGCUGCGAGGAACUCAGGGGAUUGCAUUGCAUAGAAUUGAAGAACUGCGGACACGUUUAUUGCAGAAGUUGUAUAGAGAAAUAUGUGCGUAUUAAAAUUAACGAGCACAUUAAGAUAAUAGCCUGCCCGACAUUGGACUGCAGUUUCGAAAUGCACGAUAACGAUAUCAAAAGUCUCUGUUCUGCGAGCCUGUUUUCGCAACACGAGAAACACGUGUUGCAAAAAACGUUGGACACCAUGGAUGAUAUAAUUUACUGUCCUAGAAAUUCCUGUCAAUAUCCAAUGAUCAGGAAUCCGAGUGACACUGCACCGAUCUGUCCCAUUUGCAGCUAUUGUUUCUGCGUAUACUGCUGUAAGGCAUACCAUGGAGCUGCGCUGUGCGAGAUAGCGUCGGAUGAUGUUAAGGAACUCAUUAACGACUACAGGAACAGCGAUGAUAAGAAAAAGAAGCAUUUAGAAAAGAAGUACGGCAGGCGACAAAUAAAAUUGGUCGAAGAGAGUCUUACAACUGAAUAUUUGCGAGAUAACGCGAAAAAUUGCCCCAAGUGCCAUUCUCACAUCAGCAAGAUUGAUGGCUGCCACAAAAUGGUCUGUAAAAUCUGCCAAUCUUGUUUCUGUUGGUUGUGCGGUCAGCAAAUUACUUCGAUAAAUGGGUAUGAUCAUUUCACUGACGCCAACAGUCUGUGUUUUGGACGUUUGUUUGAGGAUAUAACCGAUGACAAUUACGAUAAUAAUAUGGAAAUAAUGGAGAUGGAGAAUUUUCAGUUUGAGCUAGAUUUCGACUAGGGCUAUGGAGAAAUUUUGGAAAAUUAAGAUAUAUAUAAUUAGAAAGAUAAAUCUUUAAAUUUAUCUAAAUAC
Messenger RNA from Nylanderia fulva, 2438 nucleotides. Its product is annotated as E3 ubiquitin-protein ligase RNF14-like. The record is from RefSeq and is a predicted model, not a curated record. Gene Ontology annotation, biological process: protein ubiquitination. Gene Ontology annotation, molecular function: protein binding; ubiquitin-protein transferase activity; zinc ion binding. NCBI's taxonomy places the organism in Eukaryota, Metazoa, Arthropoda, Insecta, Hymenoptera, Formicidae.